UUAUUUUGUUUAACAUGUUUUAUUUGUAUUAUUUAUAUUUUUUGUUAUUACAACUCUUAUUUUGAAAGGUUGAAUUAGUGGAAUCCAGCAUGUUGCUAGGAAACCAAAGAAAAGGAAGACGCUGUAUGAAAGCGUACCUUUCACAAGUGGCUGUAAGGGUAAUUUAAGUUAAGAAUUUAUUGAAUUAUUUCAUUUCUACCUCGAAGGAAAGGGUCAGCCAGCGAGGUAUGUUUUUAUGUAUUUAUGUAAUUUUUAUGUCGUUAUUAUCGUUAUUGACACCGUCUCAUUUACAUUUAUUUUGUAUUUUAGUUCGACGGUGGUGGUAUGUCAGUGAGACUAAGAGAAAUUGUAAGAACAAGUUCAAAAAAUCGACAUUAAAGCUGACUAUACACCAGCAGUUUAACGAACUCUUUGUCGCCGUUAAAAACAAGAAGAGGUGGAAGUGACAGUCGAACUCGGAGCUACAUGAUUCUCGCAUCGUUUCACCGAAGAUCCGACGGUUGCAAAUGUUAACGGACACACGUUCAACGGUUGCUUCUUCAUAAAGACGUCCAGAAACCAGACAUUUAAGUUCAUGUUUGGAAAGUGACACAAGGAAGGAGUAACAACAAGGAACUGUGUGAAGCCUGACAACAACAGCGCAACAAGGUAACGAGAAGGGAAGUAAUGUAACAAAGCUCAGAGUUGAUUUACGUCAAGUUAAAAGGAGAUUUCACCAGUUAAGAAUUCUGUAACGUCUCAAGUGAAACAAAAUGUCAGAAACAAAUGACACAGGAAUAGAAGUUGCCGGUGCAGAACAAGCUGCCGAAGCAGAUCAAGUAGAUGAAACAUUUUUAGUGCAACCUGGGCAAGAAGAGCUGCGUAGAAGUGAAAGACCUCGCAUGCUAACAGGAAAAGGAAGAAAAUUCCAUAAAGAAAAACUAAAGGGGCUGCAACGUCACUUUGAAAGUACUUAUGACAGAUGGAAAGCAUUAAUUAAAGUUGCUAAAAAAUCUGUUAUUAAAGGAGAUCCAGUUGACAUUCUUGAAGGACACAUGGACAUUGUGCAAAGAGAACUAGCCGCUCUUAAUGACAUUUAUGAUCAAUACAGAGCAAUAGAUGGACCACCUCAUGAUAUACGAUCCAAGUUAGACAAAUGUAUAUCAGUGACUAAGGUAGUUUUGCAAAACAUCCAAUGCCAUGUUGAGGGAACAAAUAAGGAGGAAAUUGUUUGGCCUGAUGCCAGUUCUAUAUUUACAUCUUCAAGCUCAACUAGUGUCUCAGUUCAUAGUCAUUUUAAAGCCAGUACAGUUAACUCUAAUGGCUCUUCUGCCAAAAGACAAGAAGCUGCAGCAGAGUAUGAAGCAACAAAGGCUGUGCUUAAGAUAAUGGCUGAACAAGAGAAAUUUAGAGAAAAAAUGCAAACCAUAGAAGAAGAAGACAAACGCAUAACAGCAGAACAGGAAGCUGCUGCGAUGUCACAACGCCAUCAAGAGGAAAGAGAGGAAACAGAACGCAAGUUAAAAAGAGAAAAGGAAAAGGCGGCUGUGAUAAAGAGACAACAAGAGGAAAGUGCUGCAAGGAAAAGGUCAGUUGAGGACUUAAAAAGGGAAAUUGAAAGACUGGAAAAUCUGAAAGGACUCAAUGCAGCAAAGGCAAAAUUACAAGUUUAUGAAGAAGAUUACUUUUCAGUAAAGCAAGAAAGCAUCACUCCAAAUCCUGCAAACAUACAGGUAACUAAGUUCAAGAACACUGCUAAUCAACCCACACAACCACCACAACAGUUAAAUGUCGUUCACGAGAGCACAGGUGAGCUUGUAAGGGUUUUGGCAGAAGCUAUGUCAGCUAAUAGGCUACCGAUUCCAGAGCCCUCAGUAUUUAGUGGGGAUCCACUUAAGUUUAAACAUUGGAAGGCAUCCUUUCAGACUUUAAUAGAGAGAAAGAACAUACCCAUUGCAGAAAAGAUAUUUUUCUUACAGAAGUAUGUAGGUGGGUGUGUUAAAGAAGCCUUAGAUGGCUAUUUUCUGAUUGGCUCUGAAGAUUCCUAUAUGACAGCAUGGAAUAUUCUCAAUGAACGUUAUGGAGAGCCUUUUGUCAUUGCUAAGGCCUUUAGAGACAAGUUGCACACAUGGCCAAAGCUCCAAGGGAAAGACGGUGCAGAGUUAAGAAAGUUUGUGGAUUUCUUACAAAGCUGUCAAUCUGCAAUGAUUACCAAUGAGAAUCUGAACGUCCUUAAUGAUGGAAUAGAGAAUCAAAGACUUGCUGCUAAACUGCCAGACUGGUUGAGCAACAGAUGGAACCGAAAGGCUACAGAGUACCAGCUAGAGCACAGACAGUUCCCACGUUUCAGUUACUUUGUAACAUUCCUGUCAAUGGAGGCAAGUAUUGCAUGUAAUCCCAUUACAUCAUAUCAAGCUAUAAGACAAAGUGACUUUGACAAACCAAAGACAAAACCUCAACUUACACCCAUUCAUAAGAAGCAAGAUACAGCAAAAAUCUUCACAACUAACUCUGCAGAAAGAAGCACAAUUUCUUGUGUGUUUUGUAAAAGAGCAGGACACAGCUUACACAAAUGUCGUAAGUUCACUGAGAAACCAGUUACUGAGAGAGUCAAGUUCAUUCAAGGUGAAAAACUAUGUUUCGGCUGCUUAAAUAGUGGUCAUUUCUCCAAGAACUGCAGCAACCGGAUGACAUGCAACACAUGCUCAAAACAACAUCCCACAUGUCUGCAUGAAGAAAGACAAAGACACGAGAUAAAGAAAGAGCAACCUAAAGAACAAGAAGUAGCUGAAUGGAAGGAAACCCAGCAACAGGUAACACAGUCACAAGACACAGUUAAUGAAAGUACAUCUAACAGAGUGACUCAUGAAAGUAGAAACACACAGACAUCUGCAAUAGUACCUGUGUAUGUAUCCACGCAAAAUGAGCCAAGCAAAGAAAUACUUACCUAUGCUCUGCUGGACACACAGAGUGAUUCGUCCUUUAUUCUCAAUGAAGUAGCAAACAAUCUGGACACAGCUAAAACCCAAGUUAAACUCAAAUUAUCGACGAUGUCAUCCAAGAAAACAACUGUACCAUGUACAAAACUUGAAGCUCUGCAAAUAAGAGGAUUGUUUUCCAAAAAGAAACUCACUGUGCCAGUUGCUUACACACGUGAUUUCAUACCUGCCAAUCGUAGCCAUAUUCCUACUCCAGAUACAGCAAGGUCAUGGCCACAUUUGGAGCAUCUCACUGAACAUAUUGCUCCACCAUUAGACUGUGAUAUAGGACUUCUGUUGGGCUACAACUGCACACAAGCCUUAAUGCCCAGAGAAGUCAUAUGUGGUGAAGAAAACCAGCCUUAUGCCCAAAAAACAGAUUUGGGCUGGAGCAUCAUAAGUUACUGUGAUUCAUGUGAUGCAGGUAGUGAUGUAAUUGGAGUAAGUCAUCGCAUCACUGUAAAGCAAGUAAUACCAGAGACUGAGUCAACCACAAAGCUAAAGAAUAAAGUUCAUUACAUCUGCAAGACACAAAUAAAAGAAGUAACUGGUCCAGAUGUAAUCAAAGCACUUGAAUCAGAUUUUACAGAGAGAGCAGUGGAAGAAACAAGCAUUUCACAAGAAGAUGUCUGCUUCAUAAGAAAGCUGCAAGAAGGAAUCAAACAAAAGCAGGAUGGACACUAUGAAAUGCCCCUGCCUUUCAAAAAUGACAGACCAAAUCUUCCCAACAACAUGUCAAGCGCAAUGCAACGCUUAAACAGUCUCAAACGCAGAUUCAUAAGGGAUCAAAAGUACUACUCUGAUUAUACAAAGUUCAUGGAGGACAUUAUUGCACACGAUGAUGCAGAGAAAGUACCAGAGAAGGAACUCUGUAAUUCCCCUGCCUGGUAUAUUCCCCACCAUGGGGUAUACCAUCCUCAAAAGCCUGGUAAGAUCCGUGUAGUUUUUGACUGCUCUGCACAAUAUCAAGCUACUUCACUAAAUGAACACCUGCUUACAGGGCCUGACCUCACAAACACUUUGGUGGGAGUACUCUGUAGGUUCAGGAAGGGCUCAGUGGCUGUAAUGUGCGACGUGGAACGUAUGUUUCACCAGUUUCAUGUAACACCCCGAGACCAGGAUUAUUUACGCUUCCUAUGGUGGGAGCAUGGUGAUCUAAGUGUUCCCCUCUCAGUCUUUCGCAUGAAGGUUCACCUGUUUGGUGCAGCCUCUUCACCUGGUUGUGCCAAUUUUGGUUUAAAGCAUCUAGCUACACAAGGAGAGGGAAGAUUCUCUCCAAACACAGUGAAGUUCAUUCAAAGAAACUUUUAUGUAGAUGAUGGACUUGUAAGUGUUGCAUCUGAAGCAGAAGCAAUAAAACUAGUCAAAGAAGCAAGAGAGCUGUGUAACACAGGUAAACUAAGAUUACACAAGUUUGUAUCAAACAGUGAGAAUGUGUUAAAGUCGCUGCCCAGAGAAGAGUGUGCUGACAGUAUUAAAGAUUUGGAUCUAGCACUUGGAGAGCCACUGAUGGAAAGAGCACUUGGUGUUCAGUGGUGCAUUUCCUCCGAUGAGUUUCAAUUCAGGAUAACAGUCAAAGAGCAUCCAAUGACAAGAAGAGGGAUCCUGUGCACAGUAGCAUCAGUGUAUGAUCCACUGGGAUUUGUGGCACCCUUCAUCCUAAAAGGAAAACAAAUCCUGCAACAGUUAUGUCAAGAGAAAGUUGGAUGGGACGAGCCUCUUUCUGAUCAGCUCUACAGAGAUUGGGAAUCUUGGCUCCUAGAUCUUCAAAACUUGUCAAAGGUGAGAAUCCAAAGAUGCAUGCUACCUGAAAACACAGACAUCACUCAGUGUGAUUUACAUCAUUUUUCAGACGCUAGUAUGACAGGCUAUGGACAAUGUAGCUAUUUAAGAACAGUCACAUCCAAAGGGGAUGUUCAUUGUGCACUAGUCAUGGGGAAGGCACGUGUUACCCCAACCAAAGUCACUACUGUCCCUAGACUUGAGUUAACAGCUGCAGUAGUUGCAGCAAGAACAAGUGUAAUGCUAAAAAGUGAACUGGAGAUCAGCAAUCUUCAAGAACAUUUCUGGACAGAUUCCAAAGUGGUGUUGGGAUAUAUAAGUAAUGAUGCCAAAAGAUUUCAUGUGUUUGUGGCAAAUAGGAUUCAAAGGAUAAAGUCACUCACAGACCCACAACAGUGGCAUCAUGUACCAUCUGAGAAUAAUCCUGCAGACCACGCGUCAAGAGGACUAAGUGUUCAACAGCUACUCAAAUCUAACUGGUUUAAAGGACCAGAGUUUUUGUGGCAAAGUGAGCUACCCAUUGAAACUGACAAGGCUAUUGAAGUUAUUUCUAAUGACCCAGAGCUAAAAACAGUACAUGUGCUCAAAACGGAAGUACAAGAAAGGAGAACAAUACUUGAUCGUCUCAAUAAAUUUUCAGACUGGAGAAGAGCUGUUAAAGCUAUUGCUUGUCUAAGGAAAUUUGUGAGAGAUUUUAAAGGAGACACACAAAGCAAAGGUGAAAAAACAAGUAUAGAGGACAGACGAAAAGCAGAACUGUUCAUAAUAAAACUUGCACAAGAAAACACCUUCAGCAAAGAAAUCAAGGACUUAACACAAGGAAAGGAUAUCCAACUCAAGGAUAAAACACAUAGGCUGUAUAGCUUAAACCCAUUUGUUGAUGAGCAAGGAGUACUCAGGGUGGGAGGACGUUUAACAAGAGCAAGCCUGCACCCAUACAUCAAACAUCCUGCCAUUAUCCCCAAAUCAAGUCAUGUGUCAUCUUUACUGAUUAAACACUUCCAUGAAAAAGUGCAGCAUCAAGGAAGAGGAAUUACUGUCAACGAGCUGCGUUCCAAUGGACUGUGGAUCACAGGAUGCAGCAGUGCAGUUGCUUCACACAUCUACAAGUGCACAACCUGCAGAAAGUACAGGAGGCAUACCCAAGAUCAACAGAUGUCAGAUCUACCAGAGGACAGAAUGGAAACAACACCCCCAUUCUCUUACUGUGGUGUUGACUGUUUUGGACCUUUUUAUGUAAAAGAAGGCAGAAAGGAACUUAAAAAGUAUGGUCUUUUGUUUACAUGUAUGUGUUCCAGGGCAAUACAUGUUGAAAUGUUAGAUGACCUUACUACUGAUGCUUUUAUUAAUGCACUGCGUUGUUUUAUUUCUAUUCGUGGACAUGUAAGACAACUCAGGUGUGACCAAGGGACUAAUUUUGUUGGAGCUAAGGGAGAGUUUCUGAAUGCACUGAAGGACUGUGACAAAGAACAGUUGAAACAAUAUGGAUGUGAGUUUGUUCUGAACACCCCAUCCUCAAGCCACAUGGGAGGUGUUUGGGAGAGGCAGAUUAGAACCAUUAGAAGCGUUUUAACUGCUAUUCUGGAUAAAACUUCUAAGAGACUUGAUAGUUCUUCCCUCAGAACAUUUCUGUAUGAGGUGAUGGCUAUUGUAAAUAGCAGGCCGUUAACAGUAGAAAACCUAAGUGAUCCAAGUUCAGAGCCUCUUACACCAAAUCAUAUCCUCAUGAUGAAGUCCAGUGUUAUUCUACCUCCUCCUGGUGAAUUUGUGAGUCACGACUUGUACCUGAGAAAGAGAUGGCGCCAAGUUCAGUUUUUAGCCAAUGAAUUCUGGACAAGGUGGAAGAAAGAAUAUCUUCUUAAUCUUCAACAGAGACAAAUCUGGCAAAGAAACAAAAGGAAUGCAAAGCUGAACGACAUUGUUAUUCUUCAAGAGGACAGUUCUCCAAGGAACAAGUGGAAACUGGCAAGAGUAACAGAGGUAUAUCCAAGUGCAGAUGGAAGGAUCAGGAAGGUGAAGCUGUUGCUAAGUGACUCGACCUUGGACAAGGAUGGAAAAAGGACUGUCAAGCCAGUGUAUCUUGAUAGACCAGUUCAUAAAACUGUGCUGUUACUGGAAGCAGAGUAAAUGUUAAAAUGUAAAUAUAUUCCAAUUGUAAUAUUAUAUGUUUUAAGUAAAUCACCAUAGGUUAGUGAUUUGGUGGGAGUUUUACUGCCAUUAUUUUGUUUAACAUGUUUUAUUUGUAUUAUUUAUAUUUUUUGUUAUUACAACUCUUAUUUUGAAAGGUUGAAUUAGUGGAAUCCAGCAUGUUGCUAGGAAACCAAAGAAAAGGAAGACGCUGUAUGAAAGCGUACCUUUCACAAGUGGCUGUAAGGGUAAUUUAAGUUAAGAAUUUAUUGAAUUAUUUCAUUUCUACCUCGAAGGAAAGGGUCAGCCAGCGAGUUCGACGGUGGUGGUAUGUCAGUGAGACUAAGAGAAAUUGUAAGAA
Molecule: messenger RNA, 7227 nt
Organism: Gambusia affinis (western mosquitofish)
Lineage: Eukaryota; Metazoa; Chordata; Actinopteri; Cyprinodontiformes; Poeciliidae
Exons: 2
Coding region: 753-6866 (2037 amino acids)
Biological process (GO): DNA integration
Molecular function (GO): zinc ion binding; nucleic acid binding
Source: RefSeq, a predicted model, not a curated record